AACGACUUUUUGAAGUGUGAAAGCGAAGGGACCAACUUCUCAUAAAUAAGUGAAGAUUCAUCGCCAAAAAUCAACAAACCUUAAGCAAAAAAAAAAAACCUCUGCAUCAAUGGCGAUUUCCAAACUCCAUCUACUCUGUCUUCUCUCAGUCUUUCUCUCCCUUCAUCGUCUUGUUCUUUCCGGCACCGAUGGAGAAGAUGACCUUCUUCUUACAGUAUUCAACAAAUACAGAACAGGACUAAACCUAAAAACCUUAACAAAGAACGAAAACGCAGAAUGUCUCGCAGACGAAGUCGUAGACCAACUAAAGAACCAACCCUGCACAAACACUAAUAACUCAGCUCCAGUCCCUGGAAAUAACCUCCUCGCUAAAUGCAGUCUCAACACAACCGUAGUCAGAGACGGUGUGAUCAUGCAAGUCUGUUUUCCUAAGCAUGAUAAGAACCCUGACUUGAGCAAUUUCAACAGUGUCGUACUCAAGAACUUGAAUGAUUCUAAGAUCACUGGAAUUGGUAUUGGUUCUGGUGAUAUUUGGGUUGUUGUCAUCCUCACUACAAACACACCGGAAGGCGGCUAUUCUCUUUUAACAACUACUAACUCAGGAGCUUAUGCAUUCGGAGUUAAUGGCCUUGUUUCUUCAAGUUUCUUGUUUCUUCUCUUUUGUUUCUUCAUGUUUUGAGUCCCUUUUUUGGUGUUUUUUAUGUCACCUCGUUGUCUUUGGUUCUUGAAUAUGUUGUGAUUAUGGUGAGCAAAUCGCCUUUCUUAAAGUUUCCUCUUACUAAUUGUGAUUGAGUAAAUACGAAAAAUCCUUUUAUAAGCCCCAAAAUCAAAUCCCAUACAAACAGGAAUGAACGUAACUAAGAAUAUGGAGCCUAGCUAGCAGCUAUAUAUGCCUAAUCAAGUCCCGUGGAGCCACGCAGCACGGGGCAGAGAGGGAGAUUCUGCAGUCAGCAGAAGCCACCAUUUUCGCAAGAUAAGAUAAGAGAGUUUCCAUGGAGUUGCAUUUUAGUUGAUUCUUGGAAGGAUCAUUUGUUCUACCCUAUCUUCAUCAAGUCAUACAACAUCAGUUUUUGUUUUGUAUUCAGAUUUUAAGACGUUCCUCUAUUGUCUAUUUGUCUUGAUCUGUCUUGCAAUGGCAUAUUCUGCUGGAGGAAACCUAUGUCAAGGAAAGAUACACAAAAUUUGCCGGA
This is a messenger RNA of Arabidopsis thaliana (thale cress), 1190 nucleotides long. Its product is annotated as Glycoprotein membrane precursor GPI-anchored. Gene Ontology annotation, cellular component: plasma membrane. Bases 110 to 679 code for a protein of 189 amino acids. The record is from RefSeq and is marked reviewed. The transcript is spliced from 2 exons. NCBI's taxonomy places the organism in Eukaryota, Viridiplantae, Streptophyta, Magnoliopsida, Brassicales, Brassicaceae.